GCCCGCCCGGCUUCUUCUCUCUUGUUGCUUUUCUUCUGGACUCCUCUUAGUCUUGCGCCUGACAAUCAAUUAGUCCGUGCGUGGCAUCGGAUCCUGCUCGCGAUCUAUCCCUAUCCCCAUCUCUCCGAUCUAUUAUACCCCCCACCUUCCCAAUGCUUCAGGUGCCUGUGCGGGAGCACACCAACGUGGCCUCCACCAAGGCCAUCAUCUUGGUCGGUGGUCCCUCCAGAGGAACUCGAUUCCGGCCUCUGUCGCUCGAUGUGCCCAAGCCCCUCUUCGAAGUCGCCGGUCACCCGAUCAUCAACCACUGCCUCAAGGCCCUCGCCAAGAUCCCCGAUAUUCGCGAGGUCAUCCUCGUCGGUUACUACGAUGAGACCGUCUUCCGUGACUUCAUCAAGGACUCCGCCAAGGAGUUCCCCCAGUUCAAGAUGCAAUACCUGCGCGAAUACACCGCUCUGGGCACCGCCGGCGGUCUCUACCACUUCCGCGACGCCAUCCUGAAGGGCAAGCCCGAGCGCAUCUUCGUCCUGAACGCCGACGUCUGCUGCUCUUUCCCCCUGGGCGAGAUGCUCAGGCUGUUCGAAGAGAAGGACGCGGAGGCGGUUAUCCUCGGAACCCGGGUCAACAAUGACGCAGCCACCAACUUCGGCUGCAUCGUGUCCGACUCCCACACCCGACGGGUGCUGCACUACGUCGAGAAGCCCGAGUCGCACAUCUCCAACCUCAUCAACUGCGGCGUCUACCUCUUCGCCACCGAAUGCAUCUUCCCCUCCAUCCGCAGCGCCAUCAAGCGCCGCACCACCCGGCCGCGCCUCGUCUCAUACCCGUCGUCCGAGAACCUCGAGUCCUCCUUCAUCGCCGCCGAGGAUGAGGCAGAGAAGACCGAAGUGCUCCGUCUGGAACAGGACAUCCUCUCCGACCUGGCCGACAGCAACCGCUUCUUCGUCCACGAGACCAAGGACUUCUGGCGCCAGAUCAAGACGGCCGGCUCCGCAGUCCCCGCCAAUGCCCUGUACCUCCAGAAGGCAUUCCAGGCCCAGUCCGAAGAACUCACCCCUCCCUCCGCCACCAUCGUGCCCCCAGUCUUCAUCCACCCCACCGCCACCGUUGACCCGACGGCGAAGCUGGGCCCCAACGUCUCCAUCGGACCCCGCGCCGUCGUCGGCGCCGGUGCGCGCAUCAAGGACUCCAUCGUGCUGGAGGACGCCGAGAUCAAGCACGACGCGUGCGUGCUUCACUCGAUCAUUGGCUGGAGCAGCCGCGUGGGCGCCUGGGCCCGUGUCGAGGGCACUCCGAUCCCCAUGGGCAGCCACUCGACCAGCAUCAUCAAGCACGGCGUCAAGGUGCAGAGCAUCACCAUCCUGGGCAAGGAGUGCGGUGUCGGCGAUGAGGUGCGGGUACAGAACUGUGUAUGUCUGCCAUACAAGGAACUGAAGCGCGACGUUUCCAACGAGGUUAUUAUGUAAAUCGAGCGUGUAAUGAUUUUGGAUGUGACUGGCACAUGGCAUAUCUGUUGUGAUCUUUCUUAUAUCUCAAUCCAUUAUUCUGGCUAAUUGUUCAUUUGUCGAGCUGCCGGGCUGCACGCCUUAGACUUAGCCUGCCUGCCUGCUUCCUAACUUCCUAGACUGGGACUAAGCGCCCCUCAAAAUACCACCAUGU
Molecule: messenger RNA, 1659 nt
Organism: Aspergillus heteromorphus CBS 117.55
Lineage: Eukaryota; Fungi; Ascomycota; Eurotiomycetes; Eurotiales; Aspergillaceae
Product: mannose-1-phosphate guanylyltransferase
Exons: 4
Coding region: 153-1466 (437 amino acids)
Biological process (GO): biosynthetic process
Cellular component (GO): cytoplasm
Molecular function (GO): transferase activity
Source: RefSeq, a predicted model, not a curated record